UCAGUCAGAGUUUUACCUUAUUGGCAAGGAUCCCAGUACCACACCGCUACAAUUGAGAGCGACAGUAGCACUUUCUGCCUGGAAAAAAAUUGAGGCCCAGUCUUAAAACAGCUCGCAGAAUAAUAAGGCAUUUGAACGAUAGACCAAACAACUUGCAGAAUAAAAACGAAGCUACGCAAAUUUGAAGGCGAAGGUAUGCUUAGCUGACCAUCACGAAUCCCAGUUUCAGCCCAUGGAGCGGGAUCUGUUGCUCAUGUCUGCCUUUCUGUCCUUUAGAUAGCCAACACCAAUAGUUCAUGCAAAACUAUUAUCAACUGUUCCAUUGUACAUGUAUAAUACGUGGAAACAAACACAGUCAGUAGCCACCAAUACCCAUUCCUUAUGCCAAAUUUGUGACAUGAGAUGGAAAUAGUACAUCAAUAACCAAACGAGGGGUGAGCAUAGAAAUUUAACAUCCAACAUCAAAACUUGCAAAACUUGGAUGUCAUGUUUGAGUCCACCUCUCGAGCCUAACGGACGUGAAAUCACCAUGACCUGGCAGCCUUUGCAUCAAAAUAUAAUUCCAGUUCUAUAGUAAAUGUAACCAUGUGUGCAUACGUACCUUGCAGUUCUGUGCGGCCUGGUACUUGGUCACCUGCACGAGGUACUGCUGGUACUCCGGCGGCGCCAUUUACAUCUCGAGCAAUUUUUCUCAAAGUUGGAUUCUUGAUCCCUGCAUAUCGCUGGCCGUGACCCGUGGGCACGGCGCUCGGAUCCGGCAGCAGCAGAUCACCGGCAGCAGCAGAUCGAGGCGAGGCCGUGAGGGAGGAGAAGAGCCAUGAUGGGGGCGCAUCAGAUCAUCGCUCAACGGCAGCAGCAUGGGCGUCCUCCUCCUGCUGGUGCUCCUGCUGGAUGCGGGUGUUGUCCUCCUAGCCGUGCUCCUAGCAGUAGAGGCUCCAGUAGCAGAGGAGAAGAGGCAGGAUGCGGGCGUCAUCCUCUUGGCCGUGCUCCUACUGGGCAGCGCGCCGUGCUCCUGCUGGUGCUCGAUGACUGGAGCCUGCUGCCUGGUGGUGCUCGGCGGAUGAGCAGGGGAUCCGAUCGGGUAGGGGAUGAGGAUGAGAUGACCGAUCGGAUCAGAUGGGCAGGGGAUGAGGAUGAGUGGAUGACCGACCGGAUGAGCUGGUUUGCUCGGCGGCUGCCGGCUGGGGGUUGGGGAUUAGGUCAUUAGGGUUUGUCGAUUUGGGCGUUUGCCACUUUGGGUCUUUGGCGGAAUGAUGCCUUAGUGGGCAAUGGGCUGG
Messenger RNA from Zea mays, 1277 nucleotides. RefSeq lists its product as uncharacterized. The coding region runs from base 818 to 1207 and encodes 129 amino acids. Lineage: Eukaryota; Viridiplantae; Streptophyta; Magnoliopsida; Poales; Poaceae. The transcript has a single exon. The record is from RefSeq and is a predicted model, not a curated record.